UUCCCUUGAGGAGAGUAGUCACAUUCCGCCUGUUUUUUGAAUUAUCAAAAACCCACGCCAGUCUCACAGCUCCAUCUUCGGACACGCUCUGUGACACUACCGGAGUCCGGAGAAGAGCAAUGGCGGUUCUUUACCCCUGUUUGAAUUUUGGAGCUGCCACCCUUCUUGUGACUGCAGCAUGGGUGUGCUUUGGAAGAAACCUCAGUUUCGGCACGCUGUCAGUUGUCAUGUAUUUCCCCACACUUGUUGCUUUACUUUUUAUGGCUGUCAACAAUGACGGCGAAUUUUGGCAGUUUUUCAGCAGAACAAUUGGCGCACAUCAUUUCUUGCAACCAGAUAAAGUAACAAAUUUUAGUGUGGUAUCAGCAUGUUGGAUUGCCAUCGCAUUCACAAUUCUUCUGAUCACAUUCUGUGUUCUGUUGAGUGUAUCAAUGGGAUGGGGUCACCUAACCAAACAGCAGAAAGAUCAAAGGUCAUCGGAGGUCAAACAGUUGAUGAGUCGGCGGAAGAUCUGGGGAUUUCUGAGAGUAGCAGGUGAGGAGAUUGGAUGGAGAUGCUACUUACUACCAUGCCUCAUGGAGUCAUUUACACCCUCACAGGCUCUCGCCUUCAGUGGUGUAAUUUGGGGUCUAUUCCAUGUGCCCAUCAUGAUUCUGCUGACUGGCCGACUUAACAUUGACCGGCGUUGGACCACAGUGAUCAUCCAGUGCAUCGCGGUUUUCUUGUCUGCUUUCCCACAUGGCUGGAUAGCCAUACGGUCCGGCUAUGCGCUCUGGCCAUCGACCGUCAUGCACUACUCAUGGAAUGUCUUGAAUCCUUUUGUACUUGGGAGUAUCUACACCAAUACGCCAGGUCUGGUAAAGGGUGAUCAAUGGCUUGUUAACGGUGAGGGUCUUGCAGGUUGCUUGGUCUCAGUACCCGUAGCUGUACUCAUUAUCAUGAAUCUCUCAACGUAAAGAUAACAGGUCAUGAAGAGUUCCAUCUUGCCAGUGUAGUGGCGUUGCUUCUCCUGGAGAGCUUUGAUGGCCAACUCCUGAGAGUAGAAAGGUACC
Messenger RNA from Asterias rubens (European starfish), 1052 nucleotides. RefSeq lists its product as uncharacterized. Gene Ontology annotation, biological process: CAAX-box protein processing. The transcript is spliced from 5 exons. The coding region runs from base 120 to 956 and encodes 278 amino acids. Gene Ontology annotation, cellular component: membrane. Lineage: Eukaryota; Metazoa; Echinodermata; Asteroidea; Forcipulatida; Asteriidae. Gene Ontology annotation, molecular function: metalloendopeptidase activity. The record is from RefSeq and is a predicted model, not a curated record.